This is a messenger RNA of Xyrichtys novacula (pearly razorfish), 378 nucleotides long. NCBI's taxonomy places the organism in Eukaryota, Metazoa, Chordata, Actinopteri, Labriformes, Labridae. The record is from the annotation of a GenBank genome assembly.
AUGGAGCCAGUUUCUGGUGUCAGAACCAACACCAUCGCUGCAGGAGCCGAGGGAGCAGAGAAACCCGGCCCGCCUCCACUCGUCUGCUCCAAUUAUUACCUUCGAUACGUCUUGCAUAUCAACUUUAAAUCCAUCACCAGGGAGCUGAACAGAGCUCAGUCACCGAGCGAGCGAGGGGGAGAAAAGGAGCUCUCCUGCAGGUUGAGAUUGUAUGUCUAUAAAAAUAGUGAGAGAACAGCUCAUGCCUCAGUGAAACCUGAUCACUUUGUCUACGAGAUGCGUCCAAAGCUCCUGCACUCAAACACCCGUUCAGCUGAGUUGCAGAUUUACUGCUGGAUUAGGACUCCUGUGCUAGCGUCGUUAGCGGCUAACCUAUGA